GCUUGGCAACGAAGACGCGAGGUGGGAUUUAUCAACAAGCAAACGACUACGUUAUCACGAACUCAGCAAACAAAAUGGAAGGACUCCCAUUUCUUCCAGGAAAUAGCUUUAGGGACCCAACAAAAGGAAAAUAUCACCGCGCUCAUACGCUGAGUUACAGAAAUGGUAUUGCUACUCAAAAACGACCAGAAAUUGGAAUUGGAGGUGAUGCCCUAAAUUACAACAAUCUCUCUGCUGCAGAAAUUGAUGAGCUUGCAAACUUUGACCCGACCUUGACCUACGGCCAGGCAAAGCAAGCUCCACCAGAAGAUUUUUUACCUGGACAUGUAGCUUGGGAUAAAAAGGUCCUGCGAUACUAUGCCUACUUCAAACAGACUGUGCACGAGUCCCCGAAUGAGUAUUACCGAGUGCGCCCGGUCGAUAUAUACUACUACUUGGAGGAUGACAGCAUUGCCGUGAAUGAGCCUCAUGUUGAAAACAGUGGAAUACCACAAGGAAAGCUGAUAAAACGUCAGCGGCUACCGAAGAAUGACCAGGGUGAUAACUGGCACUGGAAGGACAUCAAUGUGGGCAUGAACAUCGUCUUCUACGGCAAAUCGUUCCACAUCAUCGGCUUGGACAAAUUUACAAGGGACUUCAUGGAAAGUGAAGGUCUUGAAGUGAACGCACCCGAGUCACUGCCCAAGGACCCGUACAUUGAGAAGAGAAUCCAGGCGACAGCACUGAAGACCUACCAAUCGCCAAGCUCCUUCGACAAGACAAGACAGUUCCUUGAACUAGACCGCAAGGUUCUUCGCUUCUACUGCAUCUGGGAUGACAGAGACAGCAUGUUUGGGGAAAUGAGAGCCUUCAUUGUUCAUUUUUACCUGGUUGAUGAUACCCUGGAGGUUCGGGAAGUUCACACAGCAAACGACGGGCGGGACCCAUUCCCGGUUCUCAUUGGUCGUAGCAAGGUGCCCAAGGACCGCCACGACGUGCCCACCUCAUACCCCGCCGUUGUCAUGGAGCUGUCAAACAACGAGGUUAAGGAGUACUUCACCCCUAAAGACUUUGUCAUCGGCUGCACUGUGUCACUCUAUGGGCGGCGAUUCCUCAUUUACGACUGUGACAACUUCACCAAGUCUUUCUAUUACCAUAACUUUGGAGUCACCGAGUUCAACACGGUUGAUGUUAAGGACUAUGUGAAGGAUCUACCAAAAAUGGAAAUUCCACCGUUUAACAACAUGGGAUCAUUGGAAGAUUCCCUUCAGUCUUGCUUGUCCCUCGUCCCACAGCCGCCCAAGAAAGACUUCAUCAAGAUGUUGGAGAAUGACCACAAAGUGCUCAGAUUUGAGGCAGUUAUGGAAUCAAUGAAGCCGGAAGAUGCAGGUCGAAGAUUCAUAAUUUCCUACAGACUGGCCGAUGACAUGAUGACAAUCUACGAACCGCCGGUCAGGAACUCUGGUAUUAUUGGUGGGAAGUUCCUCGAAAGAACGCGCGUGGCCAAACCGCGCUGUGAUCCGGAUAACCUCGAAUACUACGGUCCGCAGGAUAUGUACAUCGGCGCUCUCAUCGAGGUCUUCAGCCACCGCUUCCGAAUCGUCAGCGCUGACGAAUACGUGCUGAAGUACAUGGAGGAUCACAGCAGCAAGUUCCCAGAACGGACAAUCCAGUCACUACGAGACACAGUUGGAGCGACGAUGAAGGCAAAAGAAACAAUCAAGGGAGGUCCUAUGAAAGUUAAAAGAGAACCAGGUGACCUUGAGAACUUGGUGAAGCAGGUUCGAGCUCAGUUGAAGAAGAUCGCGAUCACCGACAAGACGCGGGUCGACGAGAUGUUCCUGCGCUACAACUCAGACCGCACCGGCUACAUCGACGCCAACAACAUGCGAGACCUCUGUCACCGGCUUCAGCUGCCCAUCGACGACGACGUCCUCAACUGCCUCGUUGCGGAAUGCACAGCGGAUCCUGAAGGAAAAAUAAGUCUAGAGGAUUUCCGAAGAUUUGUUGAAAGUUCAUAAGAAAAACUCGUAUCAAUAAAUACACUGUGUAAUAUAAAAACUUUUGUAAAUACAAGUAUUCAAAUGUCCUCAUGAAGGAAUCAUUUCAUAAUCAAAGGAAAAAUGUGAUAUUAAAACAAAAUGAAAAAAGAAAAAACUUGUUGCAUUCAUCAAGAAUAAAAGCACCUGUCAAAGUCAUGAGUACUUGCAUUCAGUAUUGCAUGUAGAGUGUUAUCUUGCAGUACGUGUAAAACAUGAAUUGUUUGCUACAUGAAAAUGUGUAAACAUAAUUCUUGAAUUUUUGAUAUUGUUGUUAGUAUUGGAGGAUAUAUAUAUAUUGUUUUUACAUUUACUGUUUUACCACGCAUAUGUACAAACAGUUUUAAAGAUAUUCAUUUGAACAUACCUGGUGUUUAUCACCUGAAUUAACACAAUUAUAUACACAGUCAACAUAAAGCAUAAAUGCAGCACAUAGGUCAGUGUCAGUGCAGCACAGUUUGCAACGUACUGGAAGCUAUGAUGUAAAAAAGUAAAACAAUUGUACUCUCUGUAUGCUAUUGUCCCUCAUUCAGUAUUGACAGAAGAAAAGGAAGCACCAGUUAACACGAAUGCAGCAUUGAGGGCAGAGUUUGGGUCCCCACCCUAGUUGCCCCAUCCCUUGUAGCAAUGGACUACCCUGUUGAUUCUUAGUGUCCCUAAUUGUUUUUAUUAAAUUCAUUAAAAAAAAUUCUUUCAAUUUUGCAUUAUAAUUUGUAGUUUUUUCUAUGUAGUAUAAUUGUUCCAGUCGGUCCAUUUCCAGCUGCCCCCUCCUCUCCCCUGCACCUUUUUAAUUUUCUGUCUCCCUUUUUCAUAUUUGUAUUCUUUUCAUGUUGCACUUUCCCUAUAUCUGUCCCUGAAUAUUCCAGGCCUGGUGCUUAUACAACUUGUGGAGUCUAGACUGAGUCUGAGACAGUAACGUCAUGACAACGCCAUACAAAUUGUAUGUGUGUGACGUCAUUAGAUAUUGAGUCUGAGACAGUAACGUCAUGACAACGCCAUACAAAUUGUGUGUGUGUGACGUCAUUAGAGAUUGAGUCUGGACUCUAAACGUUUUAUAAGCACGGACCCUGUAAUACUAAUAAAGUUCCAUAUGUUUCAAGUAUGUUUGUUAGAGCAUAAAUGCAGUAUCAAAACUACCAGUACAAACGGUAUUUGUAUUGUGUUCAGAUAGCCUUAUCUUGUGAAUAAACACAUUGCAAUAAUUUUUUUUUUUAAAACAUGGCUAGAACAAAUAGCAACACUUUCUUGUGAAUAAACGUUUUUUUGUACAAAACUGUGUCAAAGCUUUUACCAUUAAUUUAUUACUUUUUAGUAAAACGUUUUUACAGAUCAAUUACUAUAUUGUGUUUUAUUUUGUAUUGUUUAUUUAAUGUCAUGAUAUAUCUCGUUAAUACAAAUAUCACCAUU
Messenger RNA from Gigantopelta aegis, 3425 nucleotides. Its product is annotated as EF-hand domain-containing protein 1-like. Gene Ontology annotation, molecular function: calcium ion binding; alpha-tubulin binding. The transcript is spliced from 11 exons. Gene Ontology annotation, biological process: mitotic cytokinesis; cilium-dependent cell motility; mitotic spindle organization. Bases 75 to 2000 code for a protein of 641 amino acids. Gene Ontology annotation, cellular component: axoneme; mitotic spindle. The record is from RefSeq and is a predicted model, not a curated record. NCBI's taxonomy places the organism in Eukaryota, Metazoa, Mollusca, Gastropoda, Neomphalida, Peltospiridae.